Alternaria atra is the source of this 960-nucleotide messenger RNA. RefSeq lists its product as uncharacterized. Gene Ontology annotation, molecular function: hydrolase activity, hydrolyzing N-glycosyl compounds. The transcript has 3 exons. The record is from RefSeq and is a predicted model, not a curated record. Bases 1 to 960 code for a protein of 319 amino acids. NCBI's taxonomy places the organism in Eukaryota, Fungi, Ascomycota, Dothideomycetes, Pleosporales, Pleosporaceae.
AUGGCAGUACGUAAAAAUCUGAUCAUUGACACGGACUUGCACAGCGAUGUCGAUGAUGCAGGCGCAUUAGGGUUAGGCGCUACCCUACCCAAUUUGAACCUUCUCGGUGUCAACGUCAACCAUCCUUGCUCAUAUUCCGCUCUCGCAGCAUCUGCUAUUCUCGCGCAUUAUGGACACUCGAACACACCUAUUGGCAUCCGUCGUCCAAUGAAUAAAGAGACGUUCUUCGACGGUUGGGACUUCAAGCGCGGCGAAUAUACAAGUAAAGUGGCCUAUCACUGGUCCGGAGGUACUCUGCCAUGGGGGAAGGCGAAGGACGCAUGGGAUCCAGUUGCCUUGUACAGAAAACUGCUUUCUGAAGCUGAAAACGGAAGUGUUACAAUUGCUUCCAUCGGCUUCCUUGACAAUUUGUCCGGACUCCUCAAUUCCAAAGCGGAUGAAUUCUCCGAGCUUGAUGGCCGUGAGCUUGCUAAAACAAAAGUAGCAGAGUUGGCUAUCAUGGGGGGCAAGUAUCCAAAAGGUCGUAGCUGGAACUUCUGGGGCUCUAACCCUUCCCUUGCCGCUCAUGUGUUGGACACAUGGGACGGCCUGAUAACGUUCUUGGGCGACGAUGUCGGCAAACAUGUAUUGGCAGGCGGACCGCUAAUGGCAAGUGAUCUUAAGGAUGACCCGAUCAGAAUGGCCUACAUCUACUAUGGUUUUGGGGAGCCGCUACCGAGCUGGGACCCUCUUACGGUUCUUUAUUGUGCGAAUGGCCUGGGGAGCGUGUUUGAGGUCGCAGAACGAUGCGGGUACAACAAGAUCAAUGCCGACGGGUCUAACGAGUGGGUGUAUGACGGCACACCGAGAGGGCGACAAUACUUGAGAUUGAAGGUCGGCAAUGAAAUUGCUGCCACGGAGUUGGACUGUCUCUUUCUGGUGGCUGCGCAAAGAUUCUCUAAGCACACAGGCUCGACCUAG